Molecule: messenger RNA, 600 nt
Organism: Suillus paluster
Lineage: Eukaryota; Fungi; Basidiomycota; Agaricomycetes; Boletales; Suillaceae
Product: thioredoxin-like protein
Exons: 5
Coding region: 1-600 (199 amino acids)
Biological process (GO): cell redox homeostasis; cellular response to oxidative stress
Cellular component (GO): cytoplasm
Molecular function (GO): thioredoxin peroxidase activity
Source: RefSeq, a predicted model, not a curated record
AUGACACUUCAUCCUCUUAUCAAUAAGCCAGCGCCAGAGUUUUCUGUCCCCGAUGCGAACGGACAAAUGUUCAAGUUUCCCCCUGAAGAACAGGGGCGGCGAGUGAACAAGCCUAUUGCAUUAUUCUUCUACCCCGAGUCAGGGUCGCUUGCCUGCACCCAGGAGGCUUGCCAAUUCCGCGAUGCAUUGGUUGAGAAAGAGAUCUUCAAGCGGACUAACGUCCAGGUCAUCGGGAUAAGCCCCGAUUCUGUGCCAAAGCAGAAGCAAUUUGUUGAAAGUCAUAACCUCACAUAUCCUGUCUUGAGCGACGAGAAGCACGUCGCCUACGGGGCUUUCCAAGUCGGCAAGAGCUUUCUCGGAUUUACCGAUGCGAGAACAACUUUUGUCAUCGACAGAGAUGGCAUAAUCAGGGAUUCAUUGUCUGCAACAAUGAUAUACAGAGCCCACGUCAAAUUCGUUGUUAAGGCCUUGGAAAAACUGGCGUCUCAAGUCGAACCUUCUCCUCAGUCCUCGGCAGAAAGGCAUGACACCGAUGCAGCACGGUCCGAUGUCCCGUCUUCAGCUGAACUGGGUCGAGUUGCGUGCGUGGUUGGUGCAUGA